GCCUGUGGACUUGAGCAUCCACGAACAGCACCGUAUUGUAAACUUCCUGGUGCAACUUGCCAGCGCGGAGACCGGGAGCCGUGUCCUGUGCUGGCUGGACGGGCUGCAGGUGGCGGUACCUGCAUCCUGGGCGGACAAAGGUGUUCCGCGAGCCCAUGCUACAAUCACUGUGUCGUACGAGGGGCACAACAGUUCAUUCGCAGCGCGGCAGGCUUUGGCUGAGCAAUACUGCACCGGUUUCUGGCAACCGGGUUUCGCAAAAUAG
Messenger RNA from Symbiodinium necroappetens, 265 nucleotides. NCBI's taxonomy places the organism in Eukaryota, Dinophyceae, Suessiales, Symbiodiniaceae. The record is from the annotation of a GenBank genome assembly.